CCCGGAAGUGCGUUUUCUCUAGCUCUUCGCAGGUCAGCCGAUAUUUGUCAACGUCUCUUCUGGCAAAAAAAGAGCCAUUUUAAAGAGACCAUUCGCGCAUUUUCUAAAGGGCGAAGAAGCCCUUUGCCCGAAGUAGCGUCCCCGUCUUUCUGCGGCGUUUAAAUCCGCGUUGCUGUGGUUACCUACGCUGUGGGCAGGAUGAACGUGACGCUGGCCGUCAAGCAGUAUGUGUCCAGGAUGAUAGAGAGCAGCGGGCCGGGCAUGAAGGUGCUGCUGAUGGACAAAGAGACGACCAGUAUAGUCAGCAUGGUGUACACCCAGUCUGAGAUCCUGCAGAGGGAAGUCUAUCUGUUUGAACGCAUCGACUCUCAGAGCAGAGACAACAUGAAACACCUCAAAGCCAUCUGCUUCCUCAGGCCCACCAAGGAGAACGUGGAGCAUCUCAUUCAGGAGUUGAGAAGACCGAAGUACAGCGUUUACUUCAUAUACUUCAGUAAUGUGAUCAGUAAGAGUGAGAUCAAGGCUCUGGCUGAGGCUGAUGAGCAGGAGGUGGUGGCUGAGGUCCAGGAGUUCUACGGUGACUUCAUUGCUGUUAACCCUCACCUCUUCUCUCUGAACCUGCAGGGCGUGUCCCGGGGUCGUAGCUGGGAGUCCUCCAUGCUGUCCAGGACGACUCAGGGUCUGACCUCAGUGCUGCUGGCCCUGAAGAAAUGUCCCAUGAUCCGCUACCAGCUGUCCUCUGACAUGGCCAAGAGGCUGGCUGAGAGUGUGAAACAAAUCAUCACAAAGGAAUAUGAGUUGUUUGACUUCAGGAAGACGGAGGUUCCUCCUCUGCUGUUGAUCCUGGACCGCAGCGAUGACGCCAUCACCCCACUACUGAACCAGUGGACGUACCAGGCCAUGGUGCAUGAGUUGCUGGGAUUGAAUAACAAUCGUAUUGACCUGUCCAGAGUGCCCGGUGUCAGUAAGGACCUGAGAGAGGUGGUUCUGUCUGCCGAGAACGACGAGUUCUACGCUAACAACCUGUACCUCAACUUUGGGGAGAUCGGCACCAACAUAAAGAGCUUAAUGGAGGACUUUCAGAAGAAAAAACCAAAGGGGCAGCAGAAACUGGAGUCCAUCUCCGACAUGAAGGCAUUUGUGGAUAACUAUCCCCAGUUUAAGAAGAUGUCCGGCACAGUGUCAAAGCAUGUGACCGUGGUGGGAGAACUCUCCCGCCUGGUGUCAGACAGACAGCUGAUGGAGGUGUCAGAGGUGGAGCAGGAACUGGCCUGUCAGAAUGACCACUCCAGUGCCCAGCAGAAUGUGCGGCGGCUGCUGCAGAGCCCCCGUGUGGCAGAGCUGGACGCCGUGCGCCUGGUGAUGCUCUACGCGCUGCGGUACGAGCGCCACAGCAACAGCGUCCUGUCCAGCCUGAUGGAUGAACUCAGCCGGAAGGGCGUUUCUGACAGGCACCGCAAGAUGGUUCAGAGUGUGGUGGAGUAUGGAGGGAAGAGGAUCAGAGGAAGUGACCUCAUCACACCCACCGAUGCUGUUGCCAUCACCAAACAGUUCUUUAAAGGCCUCAAGGGUGUAGAAAAUGUAUACACACAGCACCAGCCUCUGCUCCAUGACACGCUGGACCAACUGAUUAAAGGUCGACUGAAGGACAGUCAGUUCCCCUACCUGGGGGCAAGUACUCUGAGAGACAGGCCCCAGGACAUCAUAGUGUUUGUGAUCGGAGGGGCAACAUAUGAAGAGGCUCUGAGUGUGUACAGCCUGAACCGCACCAUGCCAGGGGUCCGCAUAGUCCUUGGAGGAACCACCAUACACAACACCAAGAGUUUUCUAGAGGAAGUGACAUUAGCGACAAGCCAUGGCACUGCCAGGGCACAACCAGUGGGACGUCACAGCAGCAGGUCAGUCUGGACUGGGGCUCGCAGUUGGUGACUGGAUGGACUCGGCGCUGGACAUGGAUGUCAUCAUAAGGAGUCCACACAGUGGCGAGAUGGAGCACGUUGCCUCAGUUUGUCGAGACGAUGGACUCCGGGUGUCUCGGUGCAGCAGCAUUAAGACACGUGUGAUGUGUCCCCGGGCGAGACGGCAGCCCUUCUGUCACGGCCUGGGGCAAAAACUGUUUUAUUAACCCCGGACCGCCGCUGGAGAAGCAGGAUGUGUGUGUGUGCGUGUGUGUGUGUUGUUGUUGUUGUUGUUGUGUGACAGUGCCACACUGCGUCCGUGGUGUCGGGUUGGAGAACGAUGGAAAGGCAAACCUGUUUGCUGUGGCGGAAGUGUGUUUCAUGAAUGUGAAGUGUGUCUUCGUACCUCUCGUCUUGUUGCUGCCCUGAAGUCCAGCUGUCAACAUGAAUCCAAAUAAACAGUGAGACAUGGAGAACUGGUCUCAUCCGUCUGUCCUCUUCACAUCACAGCAGCACCGACAGACCAAACGGUGUGAACUGCUUUAGAGAUACUGAAUGCUGGUACUGUCCA
Messenger RNA from Lampris incognitus (smalleye Pacific opah), 2469 nucleotides. It is a transcript of the gene vps45, whose product is annotated as vacuolar protein sorting 45 homolog. Lineage: Eukaryota; Metazoa; Chordata; Actinopteri; Lampriformes; Lampridae. The transcript has 16 exons. Gene Ontology annotation, biological process: vesicle-mediated transport; intracellular protein transport. Gene Ontology annotation, cellular component: Golgi membrane. Bases 199 to 1929 code for a protein of 576 amino acids. The record is from RefSeq and is a predicted model, not a curated record.